AAUAUAAUUUCGAGCAUUUUAUAUAAAUCACAAGGAUGAAAUUUUAUAUAAUUGCAUGUGUAGUAUUAAUAGCAUUUAGUGUCUAUAGUAAUGGUGCCGAACAGACAAACUACGAGUACUACACAUCCGGUGGUAUCAAAUCGGGUCUGAGGGCCGACUCCGUAGACUUCACUCUCAACGGAAAGAAAAUCACUUUAUUUAGCGGUUCUUUGCAUUACUUCCGAUUACCCAAAGCCUACUGGAAGGACAGGCUACUGAAGUAUAGGGCAGCCGGACUCAACACCGUGCAAACAUACUCGCCAUGGAAUCUACACGAGGAGACCCCCGAUCACUGGGACUUCGAGACGGGUUUCCUGAAUCUGAAAGACUUCCUCGAUGCUGUCAAAGCCGCCGACAUGUUUGUCUUUUACCGUCCGGGCCCUUACAUAUGCAGUGAGUGGGACUUAGGGGGUUACCCCUCGUGGCUGCUCAGGGAUCCCAACAUGAAGCUCCGGUCCAACUAUAAGCCACACUUGGAUGCGACGGAGAAGUACUUUAAGAAAGUACUCGACAUUAUCAACGACUACCAGUUCACGAAAGGCGGUCCCAUAAUAGCCAUGCAAUUCGAGAACGAGUUCGGAGGCAUUCAUAACGACAACGAUAAGCAGUACUUCCAGUUCAUGAAGAAUGUCAUCGAUUCCCACGNCGAGAACGAGUUCGGAGGCAUUCAUAACGACAACGAUAAGCAGUACUUCCAGUUCAUGAAGAAUGUCAUCGAUUCCCACGGAUUCAAAGAAUUGCUCACUAAUUGCGAUCCGUUUGAUCAGGCAGCCGGCGCCGCCAAGAAUGUCCUCCCAGCACAGCCUAAUAAGCCCCUGUAUGUGACCGAGUUCUGGCCAGGGUGGUUUGACCAGUGGGGUGAAAAACACCACACCUAUGAUAUCAAGACAUUGGAAAAGGAGGUGACGGACGUACUGUUCAAACAGCACAGCCUAAUAAGCCCCUCCAAUUAUACGGAUAAGUAUUGGAAGAUAAAGGAAUUGAUUGAAAAGUUUACGAAAGAGAGAGGUUUACCACAACUUUCAAUACCUAAACCCCCGGCCGUGUCGUUAACCACUGGUUACGGGAAACUCAAAGUUAAGGAUUACUUGAGUUUAGAGGACGUGUUGACCAAAAUCAAGCCAAUCGUCACCGAAAAGCCACAACGCAUGGAACUAGCCCCUCAGUAUGAGCAUCUGGUGUUUCUCCAGCCACAACAGCUGUUGUUAUUUCUGAUAUUAGUCCUGAAUUUACUGAGCGUUAAACGUAACACAACGACUCAUACGUUGGAUAUAAUCGUCGAAAACAUGGGUCGAGCGAAGAUUGGGGACGGGAUUAAUACCGCCCGCAAAGGUCUUAACGGAGAUAUCAGUAUCGAUACAAAAGUUGCCACAAAUAUCCAGACAUUUCCGCUUGAAUUCAAAGAACCAUUUGUUAAACAAUUGUCUGAAUUAAAUGGAAAGCCUUUCGUUGAAGGCAUUAAAAGUCCAGCCGUUUAUCGGUUUGAAUUGGAUAUUAAGGACAGUCCUAAGGAUACAUUCAUACGACUGGACGGUUGGGUUAAAGGAAAUGUAUUGUAG
This is a messenger RNA of Oppiella nova, 1598 nucleotides long. NCBI's taxonomy places the organism in Eukaryota, Metazoa, Arthropoda, Arachnida, Sarcoptiformes, Oppiidae. The record is from the annotation of a GenBank genome assembly.